Neurospora tetraspora is the source of this 3108-nucleotide messenger RNA. RefSeq names its product fungal-specific transcription factor domain-containing protein. Gene Ontology annotation, molecular function: DNA-binding transcription factor activity, RNA polymerase II-specific; RNA polymerase II cis-regulatory region sequence-specific DNA binding; zinc ion binding. Bases 325 to 2925 code for a protein of 866 amino acids. The transcript has 2 exons. NCBI's taxonomy places the organism in Eukaryota, Fungi, Ascomycota, Sordariomycetes, Sordariales, Sordariaceae. The record is from RefSeq and is a predicted model, not a curated record. Gene Ontology annotation, cellular component: nucleus. Gene Ontology annotation, biological process: positive regulation of transcription by RNA polymerase II.
CACUCUUCGUAGCUGUCGCUGGGGUUUUCAGUUAAAGACUGGCCAUCCACCAGAGACCGCCUCCCCAUCGCUAGAUGUCACCCCCUCUACUUUUCUUUUUUACUCUUUCCCACUUCCCAGGUCUAUUCGCCUCCCUACUAUGGGCCAAGUCUUUCCAUAUUAACGCCCAUUUACCCAUACCACUCAACUUCCGUCAUCGACAGUCCGGACCCGUGUCUUGGAUAAACUUGCCUGCCGACUGUUUGGAUAGCUUCUCCUUAUGAUAUCUUUGGGACUCGAUACCUGCAGCAUACUUAACCACCACGUCCCGCAGUCGUCACCACCAUGGCUGCCCCUACCAACACCCCACCUGCUGCGACUGUCAAGGAUGCUGCCUCUGCGAGGAAGCGUAGGAGAAGGGCGCCCGCUGGCGGAGCUGCCGACGACUGCUUUACCUGCGCCAAGAGGAAUGUCAAGUGCGACCGGAGGAGGCCGUAUUGUUCGCAAUGUCUCGAGAUUGGAAAUGAGUGCUCGGGAUACAAGACCCAGUUGACUUGGGGUGUCGGUGUUGCCAGUCGAGGCAAGCUUCGAGGCCUGUCGCUACCCAUCGCCAAGUCACCACCAGUGAACCCCGGGAAAGGAGUGACGGCAUUGAAGUCGCCAACAACGAAGCAACGCACUAGCUCUAUCGCAUCCGUCAGCCAGUACUCGGAGACAGAGGAUCGUGUCAAACGUGAAGGGACAGAGCAGCCGUCUAUGGAUCUUCACUCACCUCUUCACUCACCACUGUCGGGCCCGCCUUUUCAUCACUUCGAUAUGUCUCACAUGUCGCCCGUGACGGAAGCUCCACCACCUGGCUGGACUCACAUCCCGUUUACUUCACCCAUGUCUCCUCACGACGGCCCUGGAUAUCCAGGAAGGAGCAUGUCGCUUUCUUCCAUGGCAUCUCACAUGGACUCUAUAAGCGAAACUGACUACAUGUCUCCCAUCACUCACUCGUUCCCGAGAGACGACGUUUCUUACAUCCACAGUCCCCUUCACAGCCCGACCGUUAUCUACGAUAGCUAUCCCGGCCAUGGCUCACCCGUCCAGCAUACUCCUCCAUCCGCUAUCAUGAUCGAGCCUCACAGGCCUCCGACCUCACGUCCCAGCCUCAGUUACUCACCCUCAGAGCCUACUUCUAGUCUCCCUUCGCGUGUAUCUCAUGUGGACAGCUUGGAAACUCAGUUGAGUCGCAAGAUGGUGCAAGAAUGUGAUGUCUUCGUGCCGGGAACGCCAUCCGACUUGGAGACGUUUAGUACGAGCGUCCAAUCUCACGGCCCGUUCUGGGCACCAUCCAACGCAGACGACGAAUCACUUUCGCAAAGCGUCCAAGAGCAUAACCAACUACCGUGGCCGGCUUCGUUUCCUUCGCAAUCGCCCUCCCCGAUCCUGCGAGUAAGCCCUGAUCUCAUCCAUAAGAUGCCUUUCUUCAUGGACUACUAUGAAAAGACCAUUUGUCCCGGCAUGGUCUUUAUCGACGACCCCAGCAACCCGUUCAGGGAACACAUCUUGCAACUUGGUACUACUAGCAGGAGCUUGCAGCAUGCCAUCUGUGCACUCGCCGCAUGCAACCUCAGGAUAAAGCGACGGCUCAGUCUUGGACAGCACAGGCGCGACGUUGGAGAAAAGCGAUUAGAUGCAAGCCCAUUCGACGGUUACUCGGAUACACAGCCAGAGGACCAGUCCCUCUCUGAGGAGUAUCAGCACAGGAACCUAGCUGUUCAUCUGCUGAAUGAGCAGCUUAAUGACCCGGAGAAGUCAACUCAUGAUUCAGUCCUGGCUACCAUCCUCAUACUUUGCCACUACCGGAUGGCUGAGUCCGGCGUUGCCAAGUUUCAAACCCAGUUCGCAGGAGUUAAGAAGAUACUAGGGUUGCGUCGAAUGUCUCCCUAUCCUGUAUCACGAGACUCGGCAUGGAUGGAGGCGCUAUUCACUUACUUUGAUGCUAUCACCGCGAGCGUCAACGACCGGGAAGCUCAGCUCAACACAUCAUUCUAUGGCCUUCUUCCUGACUCUCAACUUCUCCCACCGGGUACGGAAAAUCUUGUGGGCUGUGAUCGUGAACUAUUCAAGACGAUUGUCAAGCUAGGUCGUCUGAACUUGCUUUCUCAGCAUCGACCGGUACAAAACCUUCUGGCCAACGCCCAGCGUGCACGCGGCAGCAGCAUAUCUGGCACCCCUUCGCCUCUCGGUGGCGGCUUCAAGCCAUCCCCGCCUGAGCAGCAUCACAUGCUUGGAAGCUUCCAGCCUAUGAGGUUUGAGGGCAGCGGAUUUGGCUCGACCAUGGAGGACGACGAAAUGCUGGGAAUAGGUCACACAUCCAUGGGAUACGACGAUCAUGGCAGCACAUUCUGGCGCGAGUGGAAGGACGCGCGCACUGCCCUGCAGAGCUGGGAGUUUGACGCAUCGAGGGUAGUGGCCUCGUUGGCCCCAACACCGUCGUCGCCGCCGCCUACAGGUUCACAGGUGCGCGAUCUCAGCUCGUUGAGCGAGGCGUUCCGGUACGCGGCGCUUCUAUACACGGAACGCCUGGCCAGUCCCAACCUCCCCAGCUCUCAUAGUCACUUCCGGGAUCUGGUCAGCCAGGUUAUCUACUAUGCCACCGGCCUGGAAGCAGGCAGCAGUGCGGAGAAGUUCCUGCUCUGGCCUUUGUUUGUGGCUGGAAGCGAAUGCGUCAACGUGUUACAGCAGAACAUCGUCCGGUCCAAAUGCCGCGAUAUUAUGGCUCGCAGCGGCUACAUGAACAACAUGGCUGCCUUGGACGUUCUGGAACGCCUGUGGGCAGAGGAUGUAAAGGAAGAUGGUCCCGGUGCCAAAAUGAGAGGCAUGAUGCGCAGCGGACCAUUCAACUGGUCGAGGUGCAUCGGGGGACCUGGUGUAGAUGUUGAAUGGAUCAUGUUCUGACAUUCAAAAGGCGGCAUGGGGGUGAUUGUAUGUUCAGCAUGAACAGGUGAAAGGGGGUUGGUUGCUUUGGCUUACUGCUGCUAUUACUACUUACUGGUGUUUUGUCCAUCUUUUGGGAGCGGGAUCUCUCUGUUUUCGGAUUACUUGUUUGGUUUGGGUCUGGUCACGGCGCUUAGGCACACA